UCUCGGCAGGCGGUGGCCAGACAAUCAGAGCAUUACAUUCGUUAGACAACAUAAUUUUCUCCGUUUUCCAUUGACACAUACUCCGAGAAACUCCCGAAAACAAAAUACAAAAACGUCCGCUGAAUCGCCGAUUGAGAAACCCGCAUAACCUGCCAAGGUUUCUUUCAGUGCGUUUCGUCGAGUUGCGGUCGAGCUUUUAAAUUAAGAGGUUACAUUGAAAAUUAUUGUUUUCUAUUUUGUGUUCCUUGCUCGACCACCAACCGAAUCGAAUCUAAUCGGAGCGAGCAAUCAGCACAGCGCAUCGGAGCCAACUGACCAGAUCUGGUCCGGAUCCUUCCCGUUUUCAAAGCAGGCAUUCCGUUUGCUCUCGGUUGUGAUGCAUGCAAAUGCCUAUCUGAGCUGCCGACUCCCCGAUUAGACUUUUUUUUUGUACGUUUGUAAGCUACCGCCUGUUUUGAGUGCGGCGCCUCGGGGACAUCUACGCGUGUUGUGCUGUAUACGUAUAUUUUUUAUAUCAUAAGAAGACUAUCCACUGUUUUCUAUCUAAGGACCUGAGCCAAAGGACUCUCCUUUAGACGCAGUACAAUCUCUGACUGCCCGUCGAUAGCGAAGCGCGGCGGGCGAUUUGAGGCCACCAAGCUGAUUAGUGCGAUAUAUAUUGUUCAUGUGUGUUUCGUAACCGUUUCAAACGUAUUGGAGACUUGGAGUAAAUAUAUAACAUGUCUAUGAGUCAAGUGACAAUGAUGCGUAAAGGCAACUCCGGUGAGCUGACGCGAAAGGGCAACACCGUGGUGGUGUCACUCCCACCGCUGGUAAAGAAGUCCAGCAAGAGCCGCUCGUUUCAUUUCCGAUAUCUGGAGCUGUGUCGGGCCAAGAAUCUGACACCUGUGCCGGACAUCCGGAGCAAGUCAAAUGCGACCACCACUCUCCUGGAGCUGUGUGGUGACAAACUGGCGGUCAGCGAUUGGCAGCUCCUGACCGAGGCACUUCACUAUGACCUGGUGCUCCAGCAGCUGGUGGUGCGACUGCGCCGAACAUAUCCACAAACCAACAUUGAUCCAAUAGACACUGAGAAGCGGGCCCGACUCUUUCGUCAACGACCUGUGAUCUAUACGCGCUUUAUAUUUAACAGCCUGGUUCAGGCGAUUGCCAACUGCGUUUCAAGCAACAAAAAUCUUAGCGUUCUGAAGCUGGAGGGACUGCCACUACAAGAUGGUUAUAUCGAAACCAUUGCCAAGUCACUGGCCGACAACGAAUGCCUCGAAACAGUGAGUUUUCGCAAGUCCAACAUUGGGGACAAAGGCUGCGAGGUGGUCUGCAAUACAGCCAAAUAUUUGAAUCGCAUAGAGGUCUUUGAUGUCUCGGAAUGCGGACUCACAUCCAAGGGAGCGGAGCAUGUGGCGGAUAUGCUCAAGAUGCAAAAGAUCACUCGAUUCUCCGAGGGAUGGGAGAAGUCGCUGCGCUACCGCAGUGUAGAUGUUAACACAAUUGGUGGACUACGCACCGUCCUGCUGGCAGACAACCCAGCAAUCGGCGACGACGGCAUCCGAUGGAUCACUGAGGUCCUAAAGGAGGACGCCUGGAUAAAGAAAAUCGACAUGGAGGGCUGCGGCCUGACGGACAUUGGGGCCAAUCUGAUCCUUGAUUGCUUGGAGCUGAACACGGCCAUCACGGAGUUCAAUGUGCGAAACAACGAGGGCAUAAGCAAGUUCCUGCAGCGCAAUAUCCGUGAUCAUCUGGGCGGACCACCCGAGGAGAAACAGGAGCCAGAGUACGACCUGAGUUGCGUCAACGGGCUGCAGAGCCUGCCCAAGAACAAGAAGGUCACCGUGUCCCAGCUGCUAGCUCACACCAAGGCAUUGGAGGAGCAGCUCUCCUUCGAGCGGACCUUGCGCAAGAAGGCCGAGAAGCUGAACGAGAAACUCAGCCACCAGCUGAUGCGAUCCGAUUCCAACCACAUGGUCCAGGAGAAGGUCAUGCAGGGAGUAUCCCAGACGAACGUUUCCAGGGAAUAUGUGGUGCGAAACGAGGUCAUGCCGGAAGUCGUCAAGGAUUCCCAGAGCUAUCGGCAGUCUCACUUCAACCGGCUGGUCAACAGUGCUGUCACCAGUGCGGAGGUCACACCCCGCAGCGAGAUAGCCACUUUGCGCAAGGAACAGCAGUUGCUACAGCAAUCGUCACCCAUGCAGAUCAAGCGUCCUUCCAUGGAGCAGCAGCUGAGGAAUCUACGCGAAGUGCAAGAGGAGGAGGAGGAGGAGGAUGAAGUGGAGGAGCUGGCUGAGGCCAGCCUUUCGGAAUCGGAACCAAUAAACGAGGAGCAGCAGCAGCAGCACUACCAGCAGCAAAUGGAGGAGGAGCAGCAGCAGCAGCAGCACUACCAGCAGCAAAUGCACGUGCAACGCAAGCAGCUCCAGGUGCGCAAGGUGCGCAGCGAGAUAAAGUAUGUGGAAAACAAUCCCAAGGAGGACAAGAACAAGAAUCGCGAGUCCAAGUCGGAUCACGAGUUUGCCAACGAGCGCGAUUUCAAGCUGAAUCCUGCUGUGCAGUUUGAGACAGACAUUGGCGAUGGUUCGAUGAUGAAUGCCGGCCAGCGUUAUGAGGGCGAAGGCGGCGACACGGGCUAUGCCUACAACUACAACUACGAGCAGGAGCAACCAGUGAAGCGGGGCUACGAGAAGGGCUAUGUGGUUGGCGUGGGCGACGGGUCCCACCGAAGGCAGAAACCCUCUAACCUGGUCGAGGCUUUGUCCCAGAAACGAGGCAGCGGCGGCGGCGGCGGCGGAGGCUCCGGCGACGGCCAUGUGGCGCAGUUUGUCAGCUGCCUGGAGCGCAAAGCAAACGCUGGCAAACCGGCGAAAAAACGCCUCAAGCCCCGGCCUGAAGACAGUCAUCAGGUGCCACUCAACGAAAUGCAAAUGGAGUCUUACAUGUCCAGCUACGAGGAGAUCUCCUCCACCGAUGCCACGCUGGAGAACUCCGACUAUGAGGCCGAAACCACGGACUCCACGUUGCGGGGCAGUUCCAAAUACUCCUCCAUGCAGGUCAUUGUGCGGCACAAGCACUCCGAGUCCUUGUCGCUGGCGGACGAGUCCGGUGACGGUGGCGGAGAUGGUGAUGCAGGUGGUGGCGAUGCGCCAGAUGAAGAAGGAAAACUCAUCUCCCCGCGUCAAUUUUACCUGCAGCUCAAGAAGCAGAACGAUCAAAGCUUCUAGGAGCCAGGACUUUAGGUUUCCCUUUUCAAAAUCCAAGCAGCCAUUCGUAGUAGGAGCAGCGACACCUCUGCCAGCUCCUUCGAGGAGCAGUACCACCAUAAACCAGCCAACUCGAUUCGAUGAGAUCCCCACUGGGAGAGCUAAAUUUCCAGUCGUACUCCCAGAAAGUACCAGUACAGAAUGGAACCUCCUCCCCCUCUUUGCAAGUGUCCUGCCUUCUGCGAAUACAAGCUGCGCAAAAAAUGUACAAAAAUAUAAAUUGGUCUUACUGAUUGCCAUUAAAGGUUUACCAUUUGUGUGCUCCCCA
Molecule: messenger RNA, 3519 nt
Organism: Drosophila subpulchrella
Lineage: Eukaryota; Metazoa; Arthropoda; Insecta; Diptera; Drosophilidae
Product: protein Cep78 homolog
Exons: 12
Coding region: 720-3212 (830 amino acids)
Cellular component (GO): centrosome
Source: RefSeq, a predicted model, not a curated record